AUGUCAUAUGUUGCGCAGGAGGAGAGCUCGGCAGCUAGUUCGGCUGAUGCUGCUACAACACUCGCAGUUGGAGGAUUGCAGGGACAGCUACAGACAGCUCUCAAUGCUCUCCAACAACUACGCCGCACACUCUGUGGACCAAGUAGGGGUGCUGAAAAGCUUGGCAAG
Sphaeroforma arctica JP610 is the source of this 168-nucleotide messenger RNA. RefSeq lists its product as hypothetical. The record is from RefSeq and is a predicted model, not a curated record. NCBI's taxonomy places the organism in Eukaryota, Ichthyosporea, Ichthyophonida. The transcript has a single exon. The annotation marks the transcript as partial.